AUAUGCUUUAAAACAGGAUGUCUAAAAUAGUUACUAUAGGAUACAUGAGUGACUUGCUAACGAAAGCAUGUGUAUGAAUAAGAAGUCAGAAAUGAAAAACAGCUUUGAAGAAGAUUCAGGAACAGUGAAUUGAAGAGAUAGGGAAGAGCAAUUAGGAAUCAGGUGGAAAUUAGACCUCUGUAGACAGGUAGAUUGCCUGUCCUUUAAUUAGGAUAAUAGGCAGCAGCUUCCAUCAGGAUUUGAAAUAAAGGGAGAAACUUGGAACGAACCAACACUAACUUGAUCAGGGGAAAAAGAAAGGGGGGUUGGAUGAAGGUGGAAGGCAAAACAAGGAGACAAACAAACCCUCUCCAGGGAUAUUGUGCUGUGCCUGGCCACCAGGCGGAUGGAGCGCUUUGUCCGUGUUCCCUAUGGCUUGUACCAGGGCUAUGGGAAUCCAAUGCCUUUGGGCCAUCCUGGACUCUCUGAACACAAACAGCCUGAUUGGAGGCCAAACACCGGUCCCCCCACUUUCCUGGCCAGGCCUAGGUUGCUGGUGCCUGCAAAUGCUUCCGACUGCUGCAUGGACCCUUACAAGAGGGCGCAGCUUAAGGCUGUUCUCUCCCAGAUGAACCCCAGCCUAAGCCUGCGGCUUUACAAGGCCCAAACCAGGGAGGUGGGCGUGCAGGUGAGCCCGCGGGUGGACAAGUCCGUGCAGUGCUCACUGGGGCCUCGCACCUUGCGCAGCCGCUCCCCUUGGGGCAGCAGAGGCCACAAGGCACCCCUGUCAGCCUGGGGAGUCUACUCACCAGUGAUAGGUCCCAGGGGCUUGAUUCAGCUGCAGAGGGAGGGGGAAGACCAGGAGAGGAAGGCACUUCUGGGUCCUGCUGAGGCCAGCCAGCAGCAGCAGCCACCACCAACGCCAAGGUCGGAAGAGGAUGAACAGGAGGAACUUCACCAGAACAAUGAGUUGGAGGAGAAAGAUGCCUCAAGUCCUCGGGAAAGGAAGAGCAAGCAGGCACAGGGAGUUGGUGGGGAAGAUCUGCUCAGGAAACCCAAUUUCCAGUUUUUGGAACCAAAAUAUGGCUAUUUUCACUGUAAAGAUUGUAAGACCAGAUGGGAGAGUGCUUACGUGUGGUGCAUUUCUGGAACUAAUAAGGUUUAUUUCAAACAACUAUGUUGCAAAUGCCUAAAGAGUUUUAACCCUUAUCGAGUAGAAGCAAUCCAAUGUCAGACCUGUUCAAAGUCUCGUUGUUCCUGUUCUCAAAAGAAAAGGCACAUUGAUCUAAGGAGGCCUCAUCGACAGGAACUGUGUGGUCGCUGCAAAGACAAGAGAUUCUCCUGUGGCAAUACUUACAGCUUUAAAUACAUCAUUUGA
This is a messenger RNA of Mustela lutreola (European mink), 1357 nucleotides long. RefSeq names its product zygote arrest 1 like (gene ZAR1L). The record is from RefSeq and is a predicted model, not a curated record. The transcript is spliced from 4 exons. Gene Ontology annotation, molecular function: mRNA base-pairing post-transcriptional repressor activity. NCBI's taxonomy places the organism in Eukaryota, Metazoa, Chordata, Mammalia, Carnivora, Mustelidae. The coding region runs from base 386 to 1357 and encodes 323 amino acids. Gene Ontology annotation, biological process: translation. Gene Ontology annotation, cellular component: cytoplasm.